GCGUUCCGCCUUGUACACCUCGUGUUAGUGAAACCCGGUUUUUCCUGUGCUGUAGCAUAUUCGAGCGACCUUGAUGUUUUUCGAAAUGCUGAAUAAGGCCUUGUUCUGUGAGCUCGAGAGGUCAUACCUAGCUUUUCACCAAGGAUGACUUCUUCCUCAGUACCGACGACUGCCCUUGUGGUGGAUUUCAUUUGUCUUUUUACGCACGAUCUGAAGAGAAAACAAAAAAGGUGGCAAGAUGGAGUGCUAAAAUAUCACACGUUCAAUAAGCGUGUCAUGGUCUACGACGACCGGAAUCAUUUCAUCGGGGAUGCACACUGGCAAGGAGGCGGGGACCUUGAGCCUGGUGAUGAGUUUGAGCUGGAUCGUGGUGCUGCUAUCGUCCAAGUUUCGGACUGUACUGGACAACGAGAACAGGAUCUGACGGAGUUGCUGGACAAGCGCGCAAAGGAAGUUGAGAAGCGGCGGACAAAUGCUGGAACGACACGAACACCAGGGUCGACCGCAGCAGUUACUCAAACACCAAGAAACGACCAAAAUGCCCCUCAUUUUCAGCUCAGACACCGCCCGCUUAAUGAUAUUGUUGGAGGAACUUUGAGAAUUGGGAGGGCUGUCAUUUCUCCUCACUCGCCAUAUGAACAGCGCAAGAUGGCCGAGAGUCCUGGUCAGCAGCAGGAUUCACCGUCAGAAGAUGCGCGGCCGAGCAAGAGGAGAAGACGGGAGGAAUCGCCUCCAAGCAAGAUGGGGCACGCUCGGGCUCUAUUUGGAACUGCUUUGACUCUGACCCCGUUUUCGUCUUCAAUACCGUCAGCUCGAAGUCUACCAUUACAUGACAGGGCUGCUGCAAGACCAAAAGUUGCAUCAGCUGUCACACGAGAUAGCACAUCCCACGCAUCAAGACGCGCUGAUAGGGGCUCAAAAUCACCACCGCCUUCUUCUAAUACUGAGGAGAUGGAGACCAGCGCUCUUCGUCAGACUGCACCCCGCCGGGUUUUUACACAGCGGGCAUCGUUAAAGGAGCUACUGGCAGGUAAUGAGCACAGUCGGACCAGCGAACUUCCUCGGACGCGAGAUACUCUGCCAAAGAGUCGUUCGAAAGCAUCGAAACAAGCGAGACCCCAGCAACCACCUGAGGAUGAAGUUGUUUCACUUCUUACCCAAGAGCCCGUAUCAUCAAAACCUCGUCGUGAUGCCGCCGCGAAUAGCCCCCGCAACGCUCGAGGACAUCAGGAAUCCAAUGCAGACAAACCAUCCAAAUCCCGAACAUCUGCGCCCAAAACGUCAGAAACAGUUGAUUCUGAUAAAGGCGAUGAAGAAUCACCAGAAACCGACGACGAAGCAUUUCUCAAUUGGUUGGCGCAAAGUGAGGAUUCUCCAGCCAUGGCUCAAGCACCAGCGCCACCAAUGGACAACCGCCCACCACGCCCGAAGAAGGCAAAGGGUGAUCCUGUUCCAGCAAUCCAAAGGCCUGCAAAGGAGUCUACUCGGAAGGUCGCCCAAGAACCAAUUGUUGUCGAUGAAGAUGAAGACGAGGAUGUGGAGGCACUACCGCAUCCAAAGACCUCCCGAAUCCGCCCUGAGAGUGCUGCCUCAGAAACGAUCAAAAGAAAAGAGACGAGCACCGCGGAACCUCAUGGCACGAAACGAACAUUGAGUACCGAUAGCGCAGCCGCAACAGAAUCCGAUACGGACAAACCUCCUCCUGCGAAGGAACCGCGGACAGAGCUCAGGAUCAGAUCAAGACAACGGCGCGGGCUGCUCAUGAUAGCCCAAAGCAAACAAGUUAGCCGGUCAACAUUAGCAGGAAGAUCAGUUCCCUUCUCAUCAGUAGCUGGAAGCGAUACACACAACACAUCGCAUACUGUCGCUCGUGCUGCCUCGAUUUUCGAAGAACCCCAGGCUGCCCAGAGAAUCUCGACAGAGACAGCCGCUUCAAAAAAGGUACCCAUGCAACAAGUCUCAGCUGAAGCAAGCGAGCGCCAACGUUCUCUGGAGGAGCCUGAUGACCAACCGAUCGAGAUCCGUAACCCGAAUACAGAAGAGGCGGUCCGUGAGAAGGACUUAAAUAAUGAAUCUGAGGCCUUGGAAGAGCCAGAGGUCGAAGUUGUACCGAGCGACGAUGCAGUUCCAGUCAGCGAGCUUUCUGAGGAUAGGAGAUCCCCGACACCUCCUCGCCGACGCACAAACCCAAGUCGGCACACGCGAAAGAGGGCAGCCCCAGUCGUGUUCAGCGACAACGAGGGGGAAACCUCAGCAUUCGAUUCUCCACCAAUAUCCGACGAUGAAGAAGAAGGCUUGCCUGCCGCGUUGAAAGCUGGUCGAAAACCUGAACCCAAGCCCAGUUCCGGCCCGCGUAUCACCAAGAUGUCACGGAAAAGCGUCAAGAGCAGAGAAAUUAUUGGAUUUGUUAUGCCCGAUGAAGAUUUUCCAAUAGCUGGUUUCAAUAUCGGCCAUGCUGGGCCGGUAGAAGCCAAAAAGCCAAGUAACGACCCUAGAGUAGGUGAGAAGCCUCCAGGCAAAGCUCGCGACGCACCAAAGGCACCAGGAAACAAGAAGUCUGUCAGCGACGGACUUGAAGCGGAACAACCACAAACGAAUGGGAAACCGCCUGAGGUAGAACAACCCUCAAUAAAGGAAGAAGAACCUGGAGCAAUUGGGCCUUCCACGACUGGGAAAAAACCAGAAACAAUACAGCAGUCCGCGCAUAGCAAAGCAUAUGAAGCAGCAGAACCUCCAUCGCAAGAAAAAGAGAGGGCAACCGAAACAGUACAACCCUCGAUGAACGCAAAACAGCCUGAAAGAGUUCAUCCAACAACGAAGGUGCAAAAACAGGAAGCCAGCGCAUCCGAAACAGGUUUGAGAGGACCUAAAGUACAAGAACCCUCAACCAAAGAAAAGGAAUCCAAAGAAGUACAGCCUACGACAAGUGAAAAAGAACCAGAAACAGUACAGCCCUUGACGAAAGAGAAUAACCCUGAAACUCCCGCCCCUCCAACAAGUGGAAAAAGGCUUGAAGCAGCAAGACCACCAACCGACGGAAAAGAACAAGAAGAAAAGCAACGACCGCGCAUUGUGAACCCUGCGACUAGAGGUAGGAAAGCCGCAAGAAAACAAGAUGCGGCCGGGUUGCCGCCUCAAACACUGGUUCAAUUUGAGCCUGCUACUUCGUCUCGCAUCGCCCCAGCGCAGCCACCAAAGAAGUCAGCCCCCGCGAGCAAUGUGCCCCAGUCAGAAUUGCCGGUGUUCUGCAGAGCAAAUGGUGGUGCUUGGAGCAGGCAUGCUGAGGACCUGCUAGGUAUGACGAGGCCUACGAGAAGAAUGCCUCGGCGGUGAUAUGGCGCCACCUCAUGUUUUUGUUUUCUUGUAUCAGCCAUAGAACUUCUCCCUAUGAUGAUGGCCUUUUCCGAGAACCACGCCGUUUAUUCAGGUGUUCUGAGUUUCUCUGGCAAGUCGUUUCUACCGAUACUACUUGCGAAUACUUUUGGCAUUUCUGCCUUUGACGUAGGCCCCUACGUCGGUAAUUCGGACUGACAUUGCCUUCGCAUCAGAGCUGUCAACAUCCAGUCUUACCCUUAUUCUCUUGAGCAACAACGGACGCACUGGAUAGGAGCUCCUCAUGUGAGGGCUUCCAUGGCUAUCCCUGACAGUUCUCAUCGAUGUUCAAGAUGAUUCGCUAAAUCUCACGAAAUGAAGGAGUUUGAUAAUUGGGAGGCUACUGACUAGCCCUAAACCUGUCGAGGAACAAGGAGCCGCUCUGAACGACUCAAUU
This is a messenger RNA of Fusarium redolens, 3769 nucleotides long. RefSeq lists its product as uncharacterized. Gene Ontology annotation, cellular component: site of double-strand break; nucleus. The transcript has a single exon. The record is from RefSeq and is a predicted model, not a curated record. The coding region runs from base 145 to 3333 and encodes 1062 amino acids. Gene Ontology annotation, biological process: double-strand break repair. Lineage: Eukaryota; Fungi; Ascomycota; Sordariomycetes; Hypocreales; Nectriaceae.